Messenger RNA from Clonostachys rhizophaga, 228 nucleotides. Lineage: Eukaryota; Fungi; Ascomycota; Sordariomycetes; Hypocreales; Bionectriaceae. The record is from the annotation of a GenBank genome assembly.
AUGGGGCACGAGUCUCAUGUCGUCUGCCUGAGAAUCCUCAUGUUCAUCAUUAACCCCCGGUCAGUCAAUGAAUUCAGAACAUCUCCAAUUUCGGUAGAAUGUUCCAACCCUGCGGAACUCCGCGAGGACGGAGGAAAGGCCGUGUCGGGCAACACACCAGAAGAUUCCGGUGGUGUCGCCUGCUCGGGCAAUGCAAUUGAAGCAAUUUGGUCGCACUCGGUUGAAUAA